This is a messenger RNA of Candida dubliniensis CD36, 2196 nucleotides long. RefSeq names its product putative ferric-chelate reductase. Lineage: Eukaryota; Fungi; Ascomycota; Pichiomycetes; Serinales; Debaryomycetaceae. Gene Ontology annotation, cellular component: plasma membrane. The record is from RefSeq and is a predicted model, not a curated record. The transcript has a single exon. The coding region runs from base 1 to 2196 and encodes 731 amino acids.
AUGAAUACCACUAUACUAGAUUAUUUCCACUAUCCAAAUGGGAAAACAAAAGAAUAUAGUAGACUACGAAAUUAUAUCACCUCAAAAUACGGAAACAUUACCACUUUUCUAUUAUUGCUAUUCAUAAUAUCCAUACCUAUUUACAAGUACUGCAUUAUCCACAAUUAUCAUCAUAGAUUUAAAUCCAAUAUAAUACGUUCCUUCAACCGGAAGUUGGAUCAUUAUAUUCUGCAUGAACACCAUCCAGACUGCCAAACUGCCACAUUUAAGGAUAGGUUCUUUACUUACGUAGCUCAGUUGCUCAAAUCCAUCGUGUUCAGCAUAACACUACGUUCAUCUACUAUCAUACAAUUAUUAUUCUGGAUAACAUUUUUAACCUCAUUGUCAUUGAUUGACCUUUAUAAUGGAGAUUUGAUAUUUUUGGCCAAAAGACUAGGUCGAAUUCCUGCUAAUUGUUUACCAACAAUAUUGUUCUUAACAUUACGUCCAAGUCCAUUGCCUCACACCUUAUAUUUGACAUUGAUCCCAAUACAUAAAUGGCUAUCCCGACUAAUAAUUAUUCAAAGUGUUAUGCACACCGUUUUAUACCUUGGAUAUUUUAAGAAAACCGACACGAUGAAAAAAACUUUCAAACUUGAAAAUAAUUACGGUUGGGUAGCUUUGCUAGGAUUCCUAAUUAUUAUGGUCACCUCAUUGUCCUCGAUGAGAAAACGCUGGUACAAGGUAUUCUAUUGCAUGCACUACGUAUGGACAUGGACAAUAGUUAUCUGCCUUCAGUUUCAUAUCAGACCAAGUCCAUUUACAUUUUAUACACUUGUAAAUGUUUCCAUUUUGGUUGGACAAAUUGCAUAUCGUGUAUAUUUAACUAGAGUGUCAACUAAAGGCGAAGUUAAGGUGUUUGAUGUCUCGCCAAAUUUAGCAAUGAUAGAGUUUCCAAACCUGUUGAUUGCAAAAACUGCCACUGCACCUGGGGCCCAUAUCAGACUAACUAACUACAGUUCAAGUUUCAUAGUGAGAGCAUUCAAACAGUUAAUUCCCAAUUACCAUCCAUACACAUUAGUCUCCUUCCCCACUGACAAAUAUCAGCGAUUAAUUAUCCGUAAAAGUAAUUUCAAGUUAUAUAAUAUGAGAAGAUAUAUGAUAACAGGAAGUUACGACUCACAUUUAUUGUUUAUUGGUUCAAAAUCAAGUCAGAUGUUUUCCUUGAGUAAAUUACUGGUCAACGCUAAGCGUCUAUUGAUUGUUAUUGGUGGAUCUGCUAUCUCAUUUGCGUUGCCGAUUUUAAGGGUAAUGAAUUACCAUGGUAUUCCCACUAAGAUUGUUUGGGUUAUCAAAGACUUUAGGGACGUGCUAGUGCUUAGAUAUUUUGAUGGAUUCAUUCAUGGUGACGAUUUUGAAAUAUUUAUAACCGGUGAUAGCACAAUUCAGGAACAAACAAAAACUCUUCGAAACGUAAUAAGCUGUGCUUCUAAUUUCAGCAAGAAAUCUAGAUUAUCCAGUCAUUUUGAUAUAGAACACGAUGAAACCUCUCCUUUAUUGGGUGACAACAACGAGCCACAAAUUCCUUUGAAUCUCGAAAACCAGAUAGAAAAUGUCGACAUAAGUAUGAAUAGUGAUGACGAAGAAGAAGAGGACAGCGAUUCAGACUGUACCCACAAUGGGAUAAAUCAACCCCGAUAUGAGGACUUUAACGAGGUUGAUGAUGUAUUACUCGACACUAGUGAUAAUGAAGAUGGAGGAUCUAUAAACGAGUUUGAAAUUACAGCUGAUAAUUUGAGUCCACAAAACAGCACUCUGAGAAACAUCUCUCGCAAGUCGAGUGUAAAUGAACCGUUCAUUCCCUAUUUUGAACAGUCAUCAUCUGAACAAACUAAAUCUUGGGUCCAGCAAUUUAAGCUGCUAACGAGAAGACUAAAUUUAGAGAAUAAGAUUUAUAAAGGUCGUCCUAAAUUGAAUCAUAGGUAUUACAAUUGGUGUAUCAAUGAAGGAUUCACACAGUGUUCAGGUCCUACAGAAGACGAAAAUCACAAUUUAAUUUGCUGCCGUGACUUACCACGCAAUAAAGUUGUCCAAGAGGAUUUGAAUGCAGAAAAGAUAUGGGUGAUUUCUGCAGGACCCAAACCACUUGUUGAAAAUGUUAAAUUAUGGGCCGCUGAAUACGGGUUAAAGUUUCACGAGGAAGCAUUCUAUUCAUAA